CUCCACCCACUUCUCCGCACUGGCCAAUCAUGAGCACAACAGUCAGCGCGAGGCGGGGAGUGGCAGAGGAUUCAAACAGAAAAUGGCGGCUGGGAAGGAAGCACAGAGAAACAAACAAAAUCACAGGGAUACAUUUUGUAAUGUUGUCAUCAGCCAUGAGACCUGUCCACGGAGCCAGCCCAUCAUCUUCAAUCCUGAUUUUUUUGUGGAGAAGCUACGGCACGAGAAACCAGAUGCUUUCAUGGAGUUGGUUCUCAGUAACAUCACACGGCUGAUUGACCUUCCAGGGACUGAAUUUGCUCAGCUCCUGGGGGAGGUGGAUCCCAAACUGCACAGUGGGACUGGGGUGGCAGCAGGGUUUCUUCGCUCUUUAAACUUUCUUAAACGCAAAGAUAAAGGUGUUAUAUUUGGAGCCCCUCUGACCGAGGAAGGGAUUGCACAAAUUUACCAGCUAAUUGAGUAUUUGCACAAAAACUUACAAGUGGAAGGGCUGUUCCGAGUCCCUGGGAACAGCAUCAGGCAGCAAGCUCUGAAGGAGUGUCUGAACAGCGGUACUGAUAUAGACCUGGAUUCUGGGGAAUAUCAUCCUAAUGACGUGGCCUCCUUGCUCAAAACGUUUCUCGGGGAACUGCCUGAAACACUGCUGACUCAUAAGCAUUACCAUGCUCAUCUUAAAAUAGCAGACAUGACCCUGUUUGAUGAGAAGGGGAAUAAGACCACAGUUCCAGACAAAGUGCGUCAGAUUGAGGCUCUGCAGCUGCUGUUCAUGCUUCUUCCACCUGCCAAUCGAAGCCUCCUGAAGCUCCUGUUGGAUCUCCUCUACCAGACUGCCAGGCAGCAGGAGAAAAACAAGAUGUCUGCCUCUAAUCUGGCCCUCAUGUUCGCCCCUCAGAUCAUGUGGCCAAAAAAUCUGACGGCAUACGACCUCCAAGAGAAUAUGAUGAGACUGAACUAUGGCAUGGCAUUCAUGAUCAAGCACUCUCAGAAAAUAUUCCGGGCACCCGUUUACAUUCGAGAGCAUGCCAGGAUUGAAUUUUCAGGAUCCAAAAUUGUUCAGUCCAAGGAUGACUUGGACCUGUUGCCCUCUCAAGGCUCCAAAGGUCUGCUCCCCUCAAAGCGGAACUGCAUCGAUCCACCCUGCUCCCAACCAGACGACAGUCGAUAUCACACAGAAGAGGCGCUGAAGGAGCUCUUCCGCCAUGUCCACAACAUGCCAGAGUCCGCUAAGAAGAAAAAAAUAGUUAGACAGUUUAAUAAGCAGGCCACCCCCAGUACUCCAGUGUUUGACAUGCAGACACCUCCCAGGAAGAAGCAUGCCAGGUCUCGCUCAUUUGGAGGACUAAUAAAGCGUAAAGUAUUGGGGAACCAAUUUGUAAUGGAAAAGAAAAACAAAAAUGUGACGCCAGAAAUGACUACUUGUAGCUCAGGACAGAUAGACAAAGCGUGUAAAGAAAACGUCAAUCUCAAUGUGUUACAAAGACCCCAUGACUCUCCAGCCUUGCUUAAUAGACAACUGUGUCCACAGUCUUCUAAUGAUUACCUCGGCAGAGAGAAGGAAUCAUGCAGUCUUACAAAUGCCUGUUUUUCCCCAACGCACGAGUCUUCUGUUUAGAGAUGGGGUUCACUAAAAUUGAUCUUUAGUUCAGCUUUGACUGUGAGAUCUCCUUUACACAUUACCUCUAACAUGAACUUAUCGUAUUUUUGCAUGGACUACAUUAUUGAGCCAUAUAGACAUUUCAUUGUACUGUAUAUAUGUAAAUGUAGUUUUAACUUUGUAAUGCUAUAUUGCACACAGCAGGGGGAUGGAACAUGAACUUUUAAUUUGUAUUUGUAAAUAUAUAUGUUUGUAUUCUCUUGUCUGUGAGGUAAUCUUACUAGAUUUACUGACUACGGCUCCUACCUACCUGUAGUUAUCAAAGCCACUGCUUUGUAGUUCGGCCCAUAUAAAUUCAGUUUAGUUCCUUCUGUACCAGUACUUCAGCAGUUAAGCUGAUACUUAACUAUCUAUUUGCCAACACUCUGGAAGUGCUUAGAGCACAAUAUGACUGCUCCAUCUCAAGAGGUGGGUUUAUAAGGAGUGUACUAAAGUAUUGGCUUGCUGUGAAGGAUGUGGUUUCGGCUAGUCUAUUUGCUAGUAGUAGAAUACAUUUGGCACCACAUGAAAAUUCUACCUGGCUCCGGGGGUUUGCCCACAAUAAAUUGAAAAAGAUGAAACAUGAAUAUAAAUCUUAAAAGCUGAGUGUUGGAGGGAGUUUACUAAUGCACCCCAUAUCUACACAACCCUUAACAACAAAAAAAAGAAUAAUUCAAAACACUGCUGGAGUGCUCUGUAUUUAAGUGAACUGAAACAAGCGGUUUGUGCAGUACUAAACUAAGAUAUAGAACAAUUCAGUUCUGUUGCGCAUCCAGUAGUUACUCUGCUGCCUAAUAUAAUCUUAAAUAAAAAAAAGCCUUUGGUUUUAGCACAUAUUACUGCUUUGUUAUAGAGCAGGUAGACUUUUAAAAAGCAUGCUUCUCCUUAUUUAGUCUGAAAGGUUGGAGAAGGAUGUUGGUUUUGGAAAGUGAUAUAACGAAGGGGAUUGGGAUACUGAAUGCUGUAAGGAAGGGGCUGUGUUUUUAUUGCAGGUGAAUUUGACAUUCAAAAAGAAACAAAAGCCAGCUAUUAUACUCUGAACAUGCUCUUGUUAUUUUUAAGACAUACAUGUCACAUCUGGACUCUAGAAAUUGAUAUGUUAAGUUAAUCGGGAUAAUUUUAUUUUAGCUGUAAUUUGGAAACCAGAAGUCAGUGUUUGUUAUCCCUUUACUGUAAAAUGACCCAGAUGUAAUAUGUAUAGCCUGGAUAAUGUCCCUGGGGUAAGACACCAGGUGGCAUAGUAGGAAGUCUUUCUUUAGAGAUGUCAUUUCAUUGGUCCCUGGGAUAUUCUUUACAUGUUCUUUAGUGGUGGGACCUAUAAUGCUGUCUGUCACUGCUUAAGUGAUUCUAAGCCCCAGAACCAACAAACCUACUGCCUAUUUACUGAAUAUAAAAAACAGCCCCAUAUAAAAAGACAGAGACAGAGAAGGUAAUAUAAUUAUUUUUUAUUUUUUUUUUAAAUAAGAGCUGUGGUAUGUAAGACAAGAAAGGAAUUGGGGUAAUUCUAGUGAAUUGUGAAAACAGUUUAAACUAAUCUGUGCAUUGCUUUUAAGUGUGUUUUCUUAAAAUGAAUUUAACUUGUGUUUUUUUUUUUUAAUAUUGUAUUUUUACAUUUUUUUGAAAGUGCCUUUGCUGAUUGGAGUACUUUAACUUCCAUUUAGACUAUCAGAUGUAUAUUUUGUUGCUCAGACUUGAAGUUAAAAAAAAUAAUAAUUCUGAUUAAUGUCCACAGUUAUCGUUAUUACAGGAUAAAAAUAUUACAGUUACGGUGACCCUCAACUGUUUAAUACAUUAAGAAGCAACAACAACUGUAGCACGGUUUUCUUUCUGAUGAAGACUCGGUUACCGUUACUGUGAUUAUGGUAAAUCACCCAUCUUGUGUCCAGGACAAAAGAAACUGCCCGAACAAUUUGCUUUAAUAUGGUCUUGUUCUGUGGCCUACCAAUUUUUUUUUAACUGGUGUGGGGACAGCUUUUCUUUGCCAAUUUUACCCUACUUAGACAGUCACUUAUUAAAAAUAUUGGUAUCCCUGAAUAAAUGAUUGUCUGUUUCUUCAAAUAUAUGCAUUAUUUUAAAUGUCUUUUUUUGAGCAAGAAAAUGUAGGGUACAUUUUAAUGCAGAACUGCGCACGUGAGGCGGUUUGUUAAUUUAACUAAUUUGCAAUAAUUUGAAGAGCAGACCUUAUGUCCAUGGAUACCAGGUUAUUUAGUAAGGAACUAAUGCGCCCAAUCCCAAAGCACCACAGACUAACAGAGAUUUAAAAUUGGUAGGUCAGGAUAUUGUGAUGGCUACAUGACCACUAGAUAUUUGCCAACCACUGUUACCUUCAUUGCCAUGGUACUAAGGCAUGACAGAACACCCUGUUACUUGAUACCAUUCUGGUCCUAUGUACUUCAUGUUGUUGCAAAAAGAAAUGAAACUCGAUCAAAUCAGAAUGUUAUUACAGUCACAGGAUCCUGUGUAACUUCUGUUUGCAUGUGUCUGUUACAUUAUAACCACUGUGGGACCAGUCUUGCUGUGAUAUAUUUCUUGUGCAUAGACUGAAAAUGUGAUUUCUUUUUUUAGUUUUUUGUGUUUUUUAAUAUAGAUUAUGAUAGUAGCACAUGGACCUAAUGCUUCUUGGCAGCUCCUGGUUGAAAGGACAUUCUUUUUAAAACAAUAUAAAAAAAUUCUCAACUGAACUGAUUUUAUUUGACUGUGAAAAGUCCAGACACUGUUUGUUUUUAUCUAUUGUUUUUUUUAAAGUUAUGAUCCAAAAUAUUAAUUUAGUUUUAUUAAAUGAUGCUUACAAAACCUGUGUCAAAUAGACAGCUUUUAUUUUUUUGAUGUUGGUUGUUAAAUCCAGCACUGGGAGAGGGAUUGAAGUGAAAUGUUUCCCUCAAUUUCUGUCCUAGUGGAUUAGAAGUGUGAUGAAUAUUGAAUCCAACUCCUAAUAUAAUUAAACGGGAGAGCAGCUCCAUCCUGUGAAAUAUAAACCAGCUAUCCAAUGUAUUAUUAUCCCAGGUCUAAAGGCUGAGAUUAGUUUUGCAAAGCAACCCCAGUUUAUUGUUACUUCAGGGAGCAGAUUACCUUUCUUCACCCAGCAAAGUGUUGCAUGAGUUUAUGGUUCAGCUUAUAUCUCAUUUUGUUGGGCAGCCAUGGCUAAUCACUCGGGGAACGAUAUCUCUGUCUCUUGCGGAAGCCUAAGACGAGAACAACUAUCUAAUAAAUACCCUCCCACUGAAAACCUGACUACAGCACUGAAUUUGUAUUGUAAAUAGCCCUUGAUCUUAAUUAACUAGCCCUGUAUUUCAGGGGUAAGCUGAGAGUCCCUGACUCGCCAGGAGGAUAAGAAGUAUGGUCUGUGUUUUAUUAUUUUACUAGCUGGUUAAGAGUUCAUGGCGAGGUUUGCCAAUACUCUGUUUUUGUUUUAUUUAGUUAUAGGUGGAAUAGCAUAAUUGUGUUUUUGUAUUAACAAAAGUUUAAAAUGUUUUUGUCUUUUAUAUUUUUAUGUAAAAUAUAAGAUGUUUUGGUUUGCUUUUAUCUUGGUUUCAGUUGUUGGAUUAAAUAGGUUUUACAUUA
Acipenser ruthenus (sterlet) is the source of this 5194-nucleotide messenger RNA. RefSeq names its product rho GTPase-activating protein 19-like. The record is from RefSeq and is a predicted model, not a curated record. Gene Ontology annotation, cellular component: cytoplasm. Bases 83 to 1612 code for a protein of 509 amino acids. NCBI's taxonomy places the organism in Eukaryota, Metazoa, Chordata, Actinopteri, Acipenseriformes, Acipenseridae. Gene Ontology annotation, biological process: regulation of small GTPase mediated signal transduction; signal transduction. The transcript is spliced from 12 exons. Gene Ontology annotation, molecular function: GTPase activator activity.